Esox lucius (northern pike) is the source of this 3396-nucleotide messenger RNA. RefSeq names its product P2Y receptor family member 10 (gene p2ry10). Gene Ontology annotation, molecular function: G protein-coupled receptor activity. The transcript has 4 exons. Lineage: Eukaryota; Metazoa; Chordata; Actinopteri; Esociformes; Esocidae. Gene Ontology annotation, biological process: positive regulation of Rho protein signal transduction; phospholipase C-activating G protein-coupled receptor signaling pathway. Bases 799 to 1950 code for a protein of 383 amino acids. Gene Ontology annotation, cellular component: membrane. The record is from RefSeq and is a predicted model, not a curated record.
CAUCAAUGUUAAGGCAUGUGGUGAUGUGUUCAUGGUAAGACAGAGGCAGAAAAACUGCAUCACAUCCCUCGGGGCAGAACUGAGAACCCUGAAUGCCACUUCCUACACACAAACACACACAUUUAUAUUAUUUAUUGACAUUGUUCUAAUUAAAAUAUUGUUGUGGCAUCGUCUUAAGUAAAUCAGCAAGUACUUAGUGAAAUGGCCCAUAUAUUGGACAUCCUGUUUAUAUGAUACUGGAAAGAUGAAACACCCACUCCAGCUCUGCACACCACAUACACAGACACACCACCAAUCUGCGUCACAACCAUACUGUAAAAGCUGCACUGCUUCAAAAGUUUCAAACAGCAACCCAACAUGUUAAUCUAACCGCAAAACUCUGGGUGUCAGCACAACUUGCUGCGUCACACAUUCAACCAAACACUCAUGGGAGGACGUACAUGGGCAAACAUUUCACUCUGAAGUGAAAGUGGAGAAAACGUGCAAGGGAUUUUUAUUUGUCAGUUGUUCUGCUGGCGUUUUACGUUGGGCUUCAUUCUCCAGAAUCUGACUUGACCCUUCUGCUGCAGCUAACCUCUACCUGACCUCUUCUUGACUCAUCACAGACUGACUCACCCUGAAGAUAGAAUCUACUCUGCAUAACUAAACUACAGAUCCCUUCCGGGCGGAUGUGGACAAUAUGAGGCAGUUUGUUUGAGCGUGUGACAGUGUGUGACAGUGUGUGACAGUGUGUGAGUGUGUGUGACAGUGUGUGAGAGUGUGAUUGCGCUGUGGGUUUGAGUUAAUAAGAGAAGAAGCAUGGCCUCUGACCUCGGGGGCCCCCCAACCCUGAACUCCACCUGGAUGUGUUCCUAUAAUAUGACUGCCUGGGAGAAGCAGAUGGAGCAGCUGUAUUUCUGGUUCUACCUGCUGCUGUUCAUCCCUGGACUCAUUCUCAACAGCACUGCACUCUGGGUGCUCUGUCGACACAUUAGUAAGAGGAACAAGGCUGUGAUCUUCAUGGUGAACCUGGCCUUGGCUGAUCUUCUCCAUGUGUUGUCCCUACCUCUGAGGAUCCAUUAUUACUGGACCCAUACAUGGCCGUUUGGACACGAGCUGUGUCUGCUCUGUUUCUACCUGAAAUACCUCAACAUGUAUGCAGCCAUCGCCUUCCUGGUGUGUAUUAGUGUCCAGAGGUGUUUGUUCCUGCUAAAGCCUUUCUGCGCCCGGAGGUGGAGACAACGUUACGACCUGCUGAUCAGCGCCACCGUGUGGCUGGUGGUGGGAGUCUGCUGCUCUCCCUUCAUCAUAAUGCGGAGCAGCCAUUCCAGUACCAACUCCAGUACCAACUCCAGUACCAACUCCCGCCCUGGGUGUUUUAAGGAUCUGCCGGUCAGGAAACUUCCCCUGUCCAUGGCUGCAACCAUGAUGGUUCUCGCGGAGCUCUUUGGGUUUGUGUUACCGCUUGGUGCCAUUGGAUACUGCUCCUUCCGUAUCGUUCAGUCCCUGAAGCAGUGUGGCCUGUCGGACCGAAAGCACACCGACAGCCUGAACAGCAGUAACCACACCCCCCACAGCCCUGUGACUAGCCAGCACCGACCCGUAUCCCAGACGGACAGGCAGACGCCUUCUGCGAAACAGACCACUGGAGAGAAGCGCCGCGCUCUAAGGAUGGUGCUGAGCUGCUCAGCUCUCUUCCUGUUGUGCUUCGCUCCAUAUCACAUCAACUUCCUGCUGUAUUUAAUGGUGUCACAGGGAAUAGUGUCCCUCUGCCCAGUGGUGGUGGCGGUGCGGCAGUUCCACCCCAUGUCUCUGUGCUUGGCCAGUCUGUCUAGCUGUCUGAAUCCUCUGCUCUACUACUUUCUGACUGCUGAGUUCAGGCAACACAUCACCAAUCGCACCUCCUCUUUCUCCUCCUCCAUCCGGGGUCGGCUCAUGAGCUUGGAGAGCACCUCAUCUCUUAGGCUGUAACACCUCCUGUAGAUAUCAUUCUGUCACCUCUUAUUCUCCACUGCAUGUAUUCCCUCCUCUCUGUCCUCCUCUUCGUACCCUCUCCUCAUUCACCUGUUCUCCUCUUCCUACCCUCUCCUCCUCUUCAUACCCUCAUUCACCUGUCCUCCUCUUCAUACCCUCAUUCACCUGUCCUCCUCUUCAUACCCUCAUUCACCUGUCCUCCUCUUCAUACCCUCAUUCACCUGUCCUCCUCUUCAUACCCUCAUUCACCUGUCCUCCUCUUCAUAUCCUCAUUUACCUGUCCUCCUCUUCAUACCCUCAUUCACCUGUCCUCCUCUUCAUACCCUCAUUCACCUGUCCUCCUCUUCAUACCCUCAUUCACCUGUCCUCCUCUUCAUACCCUCUCCUCAUUCUCUUCUCCUUGAAUGGCACACCUUAAAUAAUUGUAGUUACAGUGAUAUAAUUUGGCACACAUGCUCAGGGUUAUAGGUGGCAUACUAUGAUGUUUCUUGUGAUAGAAACCUGGUAUUUAUAGAAUUACACUGAUUUGGUUGGGGCAUCACAUGUCUAGGAUGAAUAGAUUAUUAGUAGUUGAAGACUUUGAUGUACUGUCAUGUCAACCUUUUUCUGAACGUACAUCUGGACUGGAAAACAGUUUUCGGAAUUUGGCUGAAGACAGGACUGUUCCCGAAACACAGUGAGUUCAUCAUAAAGUCUGCUCCAAAGAGACAGAGUUCAUUCUGUGGAGUUUGUUUUAAGUAGACAUUAUGUCUCUCAGGGCAACUUGGAUAUCACCAGCUAAGCUAAUGUAAAAAUAAUUUGUCUUGUAUCUGUGAGUGUCUUGUUUUGUCUGUUCUCAGUUUCUUUUGGUCUGCCAUUGAACCUAAACUGUAGGUGUAAAUAUGUAUAUAUGCAGAGCCCAUUUGUAAAUUGGUCUCAGUUUGUGUUCCUUGUUGAAACAAAUGUCUAAUAGCAUGACGUGAACUCUUAUAAGCUAAAAUAUAUUCUAUGUCCUGUGGCAAACAAAAGAAUUCAACCCCCUUAAUCAUGAUUUUUUGUUAUAACAUGAAAUCAAAAUGUAUUUAAUCAGGGGUUUUUGCCACUGAUCAACACCAAAAACGUCCACAAUGUCAAAGUGAAAAAGGAAAUUAUUGAUUGUAUAAGUAUUCACCCCCUUUGCUUUAACACAUUUGAAUGAGCUGUGGUGCAAGGAAUUCGCUUUAGAAGUCACAGAAUUCAUUUGAUGGAAGUCCACCUGGAAGUCCAUCUGUUGUUUCAGGUUAAAUUCACCUGUCUCUGGUAGGUCCCAUCGUUGGUUAGUACAAUUCCUUACAAAAACUACACCCAUCAGGGGUACGAUAUAUGAUCAGUUCCUUACAAAAACUACACCCAUCAGGGGUACGAUAUAUGAUCAGUUCCUUACAAAAACUACACCCAUCAGGGGUACGAUAUAUGAUCAAUUCC